Molecule: messenger RNA, 2459 nt
Organism: Colossoma macropomum (tambaqui)
Lineage: Eukaryota; Metazoa; Chordata; Actinopteri; Characiformes; Serrasalmidae
Gene: nubp1
Product: nucleotide binding protein 1 (MinD homolog, E. coli)
Exons: 11
Coding region: 254-1222 (322 amino acids)
Biological process (GO): iron-sulfur cluster assembly
Cellular component (GO): cytosol
Molecular function (GO): ATP hydrolysis activity; 4 iron, 4 sulfur cluster binding; ATP binding
Source: RefSeq, a predicted model, not a curated record
UCACUGCAGACUGGCAGGGUCGCCUACAGAGCAGCGCUGGUAGCUGUUAAUGAAGUGCUGCUCUUUUUAUUUGAGGGUCCCAUUUCAGAGGGAAGAUUUCGACCACUAGGGUGACACUGGAAAACAAGGGUAGGGGUAAAAAGAAGAAGGGACUGGGCCCGAGCAGGAAGAAUGACGCAAAUCAGCGCGGAACCUUUUACGAGGAGCGCCGGGUCUUACGGGGACCGAUGUAUUGAGCGCACCGAUCUGGACUAUGGCGGAUGUUCCGAGUGACGCUCCUGAACACUGCCCGGGCACCACCAGUGAGCAGGCUGGGAAGUCGUCAGCAUGCCAGGGAUGUCCCAACCAGACGAUAUGUGCCUCUGGUGCCACCAAAGCUCCAGACCCGGCCAUAGAGGAAAUCAAGCUGAAGAUGGCCACCGUGAAGCACAAGAUUCUGGUUUUAUCAGGCAAAGGGGGCGUCGGGAAGAGCACCUUCAGCGCACACCUGGCUCACGCCUUGGCUGGUGAUGACUCCAAAGAGGUUGCUCUGCUGGACAUAGACAUUUGUGGACCAUCAAUACCCAAAAUAAUGGGGCUGGAGGGAGAGCAGGUUCAUCAGAGUGGCUCUGGCUGGUCUCCUGUGUAUGUAGAGGACAACCUGGCGGUCAUGUCCAUUGGCUUCCUGCUCGGCAGCCCUGAUGAUGCAGUUAUCUGGAGGGGCCCCAAGAAGAAUGGCAUGAUAAAGCAGUUCCUGAGGGACGUAGACUGGGGUGAGCUGGACUACCUCAUAGUGGACACGCCGCCGGGCACCUCAGACGAGCACCUGUCUGUAGUGCAGUACCUCAGUGGAGCUGGCAUUGAUGGAGCCGUCAUCAUCACCACACCACAGGAAGUGUCACUGCAGGAUGUGAGAAAAGAGAUCCGAUUCUGUCAGAAGGUGAAGCUGCCUGUGAUCGGCGUGGUGGAGAACAUGAGCGGCUUUGUGUGUCCCAAAUGCAAGAAUACCUCCCAGAUCUUCCCUCCAACCACGGGAGGAGCCCAGAGGAUGUGCGAGGAGCUCGGGCUGACGCUGCUGGGCAAAGUGCCUCUGGACCCGCGGAUAGGGAGAAGCUGUGACGAGGGAAAGUCGUUCCUGAAUGAAGUACCAGACUCUCCUGCGGCUGCGGCCUAUCAGACCAUAGUGCAGAGCAUAAAAAACUACUGUUCCUCCAAUUUGACUUCAGCUGCGCAUACAGACUAGAUCUGUGGGUCCAUCAAGUGGAACGUCAUGAAUGGACUGAGUGGACGUUCGAGGAGAGAACCUCGUCAGCGGUCCACUGUCACCGGUGUAAUCAUGGAAAUGCAGUCAGGUCACUUGUGUCAGUCAGAGAUUGAGUUUUCUACAUGCCUAAAAAAGCAUAUUUAAUUCUAUAAACCCUUUAUGUAUGUUUUCAUUGCAGGCUGUGUGUCUUUCCUCUCUGAGAAGAGCUCUAACAUUGCUGAAGUGUUGAAUUGCUUAGUUGAGUGUGGUGACUGGAAGUCCUCUGAAAAAAAGCCUACAGGAUAAGUCAUUAUAGGACAUAUACUAAUCUACAAAAGGGCUUGACUUGAAGGGGAAUGUCAAAUUGAUUCAGUGAUUCAGAGUGGUUUGGUGUGAAAGGGUUCAGAUGUCUUUACAGUGGUGGUGAUAGGAACCAGGGGUCGCCAUGACUACAACACAGAUAUAGACAUUUUAUUUACUAUCCAGAACCACCAGUGAACCUACACGAGUCUUCUGAGUUUAUAUGGAAUGUUGAUGAUGGUAAGAUCAAUAAAUCUAGGGGAAGAAAAGUUCUUUGUGGACUAUUUUGCCUCACAACACCCGGCGUAUACCCCUCCACCAUGAAUGUGUUAACCACAUUCAGCACCAUGUUCGUAACCAUUUCAUGUAGUAACUUUCUGUGAGGGAGCUUUUAGAGGUGGACGUCUGGUUCCUAUCACCACCACUGUGAACAGUUCUGACUCUAGAACGGAGCGUGUCACACCAAACCUCUCUGAAUGGCUCUGUUUACAUCUUAACCACUUAAUUAUGCAGAAAUGUUUAAGAAUAGGUUGCAUUCCCCUUUGAAAUAAACAUUAUCUUUAUGUAUAAACAUGAAGAUAAAAUAUAUAAUGUUUUCCCUUUGUGCUCAGUGUUUGAAGGUCCACCUUAUUUUUAUGCUAAAUAGAUUUUUUGAGGUUUUCUGAUGACAGUGGCCGUAUGUAAUUGUAAAAGUAGAAAUGGGCCAGACUGAUAACCAUCCACUUGUCCAGCUGUUCUUUUUCAUAGUUUGUCCCAAAGACUUCCACUCAUCGUGUUAACUAAGCAUCAUGUUCUGACACGUCUUCAGUCUGCAUGCUCAGCUCUGAGAGGAACACGUGGGUGACUGUGGUGCUGGAUAUGUAGAAACAGAGUGAACCAGCAUUUUAGCUCAAACUGUCUCUUUAAUGCCCAGCAAAAUAAAAGUUGAUUUAUGAGA